AUGACCUGGUUCCUGGUGCUUUAUGCUGAUUUCGUGGUGAACUUUGUCAUGCUGCUGCCUGCCAAGAGCUUUUGGUACUCGCUCCUCAAUGGGGCUGCCUUUAACUCCCUGGCUGUGUUUGCCUUGGCCUCACAUCUUCGCACAAUGUUAACAGACCCAGGGGCUGUCCCAAAAGGCAAUGCAACCAAGGAGUACAUGGAGAGCCUGCAGUUAAAGCCUGGGGAGGUAAUCUACAAAUGCCCAAAGUGCUGCAGCAUCAAACCUGAGCGAGCGCAUCAUUGCAGUAUUUGUAAAAGAUGCAUAAAAAAGAUGGAUCACCAUUGUCCGUGGGUCAAUAACUGUGUGGGAGAAAAGAAUCAAAGAUUUUUUGUUCUUUUCACGAUGUACAUAUCGCUGAUAUCUGCCCAUGCAUUGGGACUGAGUGGAAUGCACUUUUUUACAUGUAUUAAAACCCAAUGGAAUGAAUGCAGUACCUUCUCCCCUGGUGUAUCUGUGCUGCUUCUCAUCUUCCUAUGUCUGGAAGCCAUCCUCUUCCUCACUUUCACGGCUGUAAUGUUUGGUACACAGAUCCACUCCAUUUGCAAUGAUGAGACGGAGAUCGAACGCCUUAAAAACGAGAAGCCCACCUGGGAGCGGCGUGUGCGGUGGGAUGGGAUGAAAGCAGUCUUUGGGGGACCUCCGUCUUUCCUGUGGUGUAAUCCGUUCACAGGAUUACGGUUGCGACGUUUGAUACUCCUGAUACACAGCCGCCGUAGUGGAUCGGAAUUCUCUGUGUGA
Molecule: messenger RNA, 777 nt
Organism: Knipowitschia caucasica
Lineage: Eukaryota; Metazoa; Chordata; Actinopteri; Gobiiformes; Gobiidae
Source: the annotation of a GenBank genome assembly